Lottia gigantea (owl limpet) is the source of this 1921-nucleotide messenger RNA. RefSeq lists its product as hypothetical. The coding region runs from base 1 to 1638 and encodes 545 amino acids. The transcript has 12 exons. The record is from RefSeq and is a predicted model, not a curated record. Gene Ontology annotation, molecular function: monooxygenase activity; heme binding; iron ion binding. NCBI's taxonomy places the organism in Eukaryota, Metazoa, Mollusca, Gastropoda, Lottiidae.
AUGAAAGUUUUAAUCAAGAUACGUAUAAAUCAGACGACCAAGAGAAAGAAGAGUGUUGUAUCUAUUAAUUCAUCUGUUAUAGUUUGUUUGAAUCUGUCUGUCUCUGACAAAAUGUUGGUGGAAUAUAUGGACAAAAUACCGUUAUCAUAUACAAGUCAAGCUUUGGUAUUGGCUGCCAUAGUCGGCUAUGUUACGUAUAAGUUAUUGAAAAAAAAACAUAAGUUACCUCCGGGACCUCGUGGGUUACCCCUUGUUGGUAGUUUAUUAACUAUCAUGGGAUCGAAGAUACCUAUGUAUAAGUUUAUGUUUAAUUUGAAGAAAGAAUAUGGACAAAUCGUUACUGUUCAAUUAGGUCCUGUGAAAAUGAUUGUCCUUAAUGGUCCCGAUGUAGUAAAGGAAACCUUGAUAAAGAAAGGACGCGACACAUCUGGUAGAAUGAAAACACAUUCUAUCCGGGUUCUUUCUGACAAUUUUAAAAGUAUCGUGGCAAGUGAUGCUACUCCGACCUGGAAAAUACAGAGGAAGCUAGCUCUUCAGGGAAUGAGACAGUAUUUAUCGGGGAAAAAUCUGGAAGAGAAACUGUUUGAGUCAACGACCAAAGUUAUUCAAUUGAUGAAACAGAAAGUAGGAGAACCGACAGAUAUUACCAAAUAUAUGAGUUUGGUUGUUUUCAAUAUGCUGCAUGGAGUUUGUUUUAGUAAACGGUUCGAUUUGGAAGAUGAAUUGUUUAUAAAACUAUUGAAUAAUUUGGAUAAAUUUGGUGAAGAAAUAAGUACUGGAGUGCUAGAAGAUAUAGUUCCACUGUUGAAAUACUGGCCAACUAAACGUUUCCAACGAAUUAUUCACUAUCACCACUCGAACGUCAACUUUAUUCGAUCAGAAUUCGAAGCCCAUAAAGAGAACUUUUCAGAAGGAAACUUAAAAGAUGUGACUGAUUUUUUAAUUCAUGCUAGAAACCAGGAAGCACUAGAAGAUCCUACAAUAAAAACUUUAAUCACCGACGAGCACUUGGUACAUACAAUAUCGGAUGUAUUUGGAGCUGGAGUUGAUACAUCCAGACAAUCCCUGACGUGGACCAUCUACUUAUUGGUGGAGAAUCCCCGGGUACAGAAAGCUGCCCAGGAUGAAAUUGACAACGUUUUAAGUGUAGACCAGCAACCUACCUUACGUGAUAGAGAAAGAUUACCCUACACUGAAGCUGUUCUUCACGAGAGUUUAAGAAUGCAUUCACCAGCACCAAUGGGUGUCCCUCACUGCACAACUGCCGAUAUCACUAUAGGAGGAUAUGACAUUCCUAAAGGUUCAACUCUGUUCACCAACUUCUGGGCGUUACAAAUGGACCCGGAAGUAUGGGGUGACCCGGAAGUGUUUAGACCUGAGCGAUUCUUGGACGAAGAUGGUAAACUUGCGCCAAAGAAUGCAUCAUGGAUGCCAUUUUCAGCUGGGAGAAGAAACUGUCUAGGGGAGACAAUCGCCAGACCAGAAUUACACUUGAUUCUGACCCUGUUGUUGAGAAACUUCAGCUUUAGUAAAGGAGAACAUCCUGAGGGUAAACCAUGGAGUAUAGACCCAGCCAGUGAAGGUGGAUUUCUGUCGAAGCCUCCCUCAAAUUUUAUAGUUGUGACCUCCAGGUCCUGAAUUAGCCUCGUUUUUACGAGGGGUGGGUAGCAGAAACAGGGCCAUUGCUUUAUCCCCCUUUCCCUCUCACAUUCAAAGUUUCUUUCUAUUAUACACAGUGAAAGAUUUGCCUGUGAGCGCACCUUUACAAAUUUGUGGCGCCUUACCCCAUCCUUCAGUGAAAAAAUCUACUUACACAAAUUUUCAGUCCGAGAAAUUUUGUCGGACGUUUUUUUCGUAGAUAAUUUCAAUGAUUAUUGUUUCAUGUUUUGUCGUUGAUGGAAUACAAUGUUUUUACAAAGUU